AUGGGUAGAAAUGAUCUGAUCGAAGAGCAAACUUUACCGUACUACCAUCAGAAGCGAUACUAUCCAGUCCGCAUCGGUGACACCUUCAAGGAUCAGUAUCGAAUCAUUGCUAAGCUUGGCUACGGCGCGUAUUCCCCCGUGUGGCCCGCUUGGGAUGAAGGGUUUCUGGGCACGAAACCCCAACAUUGGCCCUUCAUCGGCCCACACCAGAAGGCCGGCAGCCACGCGACAAUCAGCUUAGGCAUCAGGUGCCCAGUCACACAACUCACGCAGCUCCUUCAUCGACCCCCUUUGCACCCGCCCACCUCCGCUGCCGAAAAGCUUGAUGUGAUAAUGGCGCGCGGCCUCCGGUCAUCCGCGCUGCUAGGCAUCUGGGCCGUGGCAUUAGCUGCCUGGGGCAUCAACACGACUGCAUUCUCCUCCGGAGUGAACAAGAAACCAAUCUUUGGUUUUUGGGCUCGUCGCAGCGAAAGUCUCCCUGGCCUCCAUACUGCUGACGCAGCCGAGUGCGCAUGAGGUGGUUGGUAGAGUCUAAUACUACCGGCAGUGUUCGUGCUUGCAGUGUCAGCCUGACCACCGCUGCAGGCUCUAUCCUUCCAUUUCUAGCACCGUGCCUACCUAUUUGAAUGUUGACUCAAUCCUAUUUAGUAACUACCUACCGUUGACUCAGUUUCCACUACAUCGGUCCAGUCAGUUCGCUCAAAUCACCCAUCCUUAACAACUUUGAG
Messenger RNA from Aspergillus fijiensis CBS 313.89, 728 nucleotides. RefSeq lists its product as uncharacterized. The record is from RefSeq and is a predicted model, not a curated record. The transcript has a single exon. The coding region runs from base 1 to 516 and encodes 171 amino acids. NCBI's taxonomy places the organism in Eukaryota, Fungi, Ascomycota, Eurotiomycetes, Eurotiales, Aspergillaceae.